Ruditapes philippinarum (Manila clam) is the source of this 4649-nucleotide messenger RNA. Its product is annotated as mucin-like protein. Gene Ontology annotation, biological process: cell-matrix adhesion. The record is from RefSeq and is a predicted model, not a curated record. The transcript has 28 exons. Lineage: Eukaryota; Metazoa; Mollusca; Bivalvia; Venerida; Veneridae. Gene Ontology annotation, molecular function: calcium ion binding. Bases 153 to 4304 code for a protein of 1383 amino acids.
GCAUCUAUGACAUUCAAAACAAUUACAAAAUGAUGAAAGAAGAUAGGGAGUCUCCGUCUAGUUUGGUUACUUACCUAGAAGACAUAGUGACAACAUUUUGAGACAUCGACAAGUUUGAUGCCAGUUUUGUACUGCUAGCAACUUGGGACUCUAUGAAGGCAUCUAACAAUGAUUACGAUAAAACACAGGCCGUUACAUUUCAAGCAGUACUUAUUUCAGACGGUUCUGUAACAUUUUCAUUCUUCAUUUAUGGCCAUGAUGUAAUGCAGUGGAGAUACAAGGGAGCCCAGAACCCCACAAUUUGGGUUGGAUAUGCGAUAAAUCAAACUAAACCAUAUACCCACCCAUUUUCAUUCUCUGACUCAUCAUUGGGGCUUGAUAAAGUAGAGCAGAGUUUGCCUUCAUCGUUUGACGGAGUAGCUGGUUUGGUAUUUAAACCAUUGUCAAGUAUGACUGAUUCCAAACCAAACUAUGAUGUUGAAUGUAUCACGUGGUACAACACAAAUCUAGAAGAGAAACAGAAAAAUGACAUUAUAGCAAGUGGACUUCCUGAUUGUCCUUGUGACAUAAGGUUAUCAAGGACUGAUCCAUGGUUUUGGAAUAUUAGACGGUGGUCGCAGACACCUUACACGUGCGUCGAUAUGUUUCCUGGACAAAUAUAUCAACCGUAUGGAAAGUCAUGCUGUUACGAUCUUUCAACACAGCUUUGGACGGACAGAAGACCUGUAGCAGGCGGCUUUUACCGAUACCAUCCAGACCAUAAAGUGGAUCAUUAUAUAAAUGACGUUCAUCCAAGAAAAGUAUGCUGUGAGAUUUCGAACUACUGCAAUCUUUUCUACGAUUUACGUCCAACUGGUGCAUGUUACGGGAAAUCACCAUAUAAUUUUGGAACAUUUUGGGGCGAUCCUCAUUUCCAAACAUUGGAUGGUCUUAACUUUACAUUUAAUGGCCUUGGAGAAUACACUCUUCUUAAAGUUCAAACAGAAAAUAUUUCCUUUGAUCUCCAAGCAAGAACAGAGCGGGCAAGGAAACAAGAUGGGUCGCUGUCUGACGCAACACUUUUUAGUGCGUUUGCUGCAAAAGAUUCAUCCAAUGCUUCAUUCUAUGUGGAACUGAACAAGGCCAAGAAUGGUCUUAAUCUUUACGGAAACAAAAUAGAUUUGACUGAUCAGUACAUUUCCCAUGAUGAUAACGAAACACCUUUUUCAUAUACAACCGAAGAGAAAAACAUUAUCAUAUCUAAAAGAGACGAUACGCUAAGUGCACUGUUUACAUUGAGUGGCAUAGAGUUGAACAUAUCUUAUAGUGCAGGAAUGUUAUCACUGAACACAAUAGUUCCUAAGACGUUAAUUAAUGCAACAACUGGUCUACUUGGUAAUUAUGAUGGAAUAUCCAGUAACGACUUCAUGAUGCCAAACGGGACUGUUCUGUCUUCAAACGUAUCAGAAAGGGAAGUGUUUGCUUACGGAAAAACAUGGGCAAUUAUCAUGAAUGAUUCUGCAUUUGUAUAUGAAGACGGAACCACCCAUUUUGAUUAUCAUAAUGACAGUUAUGUUCCAAGAUUCUUAGAUGAAGUUGACGAAGAAACAAGGAAAAAUGCAGAGAAAGUUUGCAAUGGAUCACAAAACAUUGAGUGUAUAUUUGACUUUGUUUUCACCGAGAAGACAGAAAUAGCCGAGGAAGCUAAUCGUAUCAAGGGACAGGCUGAUUCAACUCGUGUUGAACUAGACGAAACAGUGCCUUAUUUGGUUGGAUGUGAUACACUUAAUAUAACAAAAGGAGAUGACGUAAAUUGCCAAGUGACUUUUGAUGACGAAACAGAACUUCUCUUUAUUGAAAACAACGUCGAUGCUCAGAUUGAUUCUGAAACUUCUACUGUAUCUUUCAAACAAUUUGAUGAAAACCCAUCAGUAGUGCGGUUUUAUGCCAAGAAUGCAAAAGAUAGAUCUUCGCCUUCAUUUAUUGUAAGUAUCAUAUUAUGCACCGGUUGUCAUGGAAACGGGUACUGCACGGACGAAAUACGUGAGGACACUCGAGAGACAGAAUACUUCAAAUAUGCAACUUGUGUCUGCAAUACAGGAUAUGAAGGAUCGGAUUGUGAGAAAGAAUUUGAUGCUUGUUCAGAAAAUCCAUGUUCAUUAGGAAGAAAUUGUACAAGAAUUCCAGUUUCAAGCCCGUUAAACAAUGGUAAAGGUUAUACGUGCGGUAAAUGUCCACGUGGAUAUCAUUCUCUCGAUGACGACAAUGAAGAGUGUUUAGAUAUCGAUGAAUGUAACCAUAAUGUGUGUGACCAUAAUUGCAUAAAUACUGACGGAAGUUACAUAUGCAGUUGUAAAGCAGGAUUUAGAGUAGAUUAUAAAAACAUCAGCAUAUGCCGAGACAUCAAUGAGUGUAACGAGGCCAGACACAACUGCUCACACAUUUGUAACAACACAAAUGGAGGAUUUACCUGUCAAUGCUUUCCUGGUUAUAUUUUCAACACGUCUUCGUGGAGAUGUUAUGCUAGUCCCGAUGAAAAAAAGUCAUGUAGUAAAAAUGAAAUUGCCACUUGUUAUCAAACUGCCGGAUGUGUUAAAGACAACAAAGGCAACUUCAGUUGUUUCUGUGAAUCUGGUUUUGAGCUAGAUGAUACGGGCAAGCUAUGUAAAGAUAUUGAUGAAUGUGAAAGAAGUGUCUGUCCACAAGAUUGUUUGAAUACAAAUGGAAGUUUUAAAUGCCAAUGUUUUAUUGGAUACCAGUUACAAGAGAAAACAACAUGUAAAAAAUGCGAUAUCCCAAAUUGGGGAGAAAACUGUUCCAAGAAAUGUGAGUGUACUGGUCAAGGUGCCGAUCGAUGUGACCCUGUUAAAGGUUGUAUAUGUUUACCUGGGUGGACUGGUAAAAAGUGUAACAUUGAUGUUGAUGAAUGUAGAGACAUUGUUGGUGAUAUCUGCAAAGACUCCCGAAAAGAAUGUGUGAACAAUCAAGGAUCAUACAGCUGUAGAUGUAUAAAGGGAUUUAUUGAAUCAUUCGACGGAACUUGUACAGAUUUUGAUGAAUGCUUAAACCCUGUUACAAAUGAUUGCACGCAAUCGUGUUCAAAUACCAUCGGUGGAUAUACGUGUGGGUGCCGUAAAGGAUUUUCAAAAAUUAACAAAACACACUGUGAAGAUAUCGACGAAUGCACACUUGGAACAGCAGGAUGUGAACAAUUUUGUGAAAAUAGUCCCGGUCACUACAGCUGUUACUGCUAUUAUGGUUACACACUUAAUGAUGAUAGAAAAACAUGCUUAAAACUAAAAGAUCCAUGUAAGGAUUUAAACGACCUUGACUGUUCUCAUUAUUGCUAUGUGAAGGAUGGUACAUUUUCCUGCAAGUGCCGUCAAGGCUACAAACUACUCCGAGACAACAAGACAUGUAUAGAUAUAAACGAAUGUAGUGUUAAUACCUUAAACGGAUGUUCAGGCGGCUCCACAUGCAACAAUACCAAUGGUUCAUACGUUUGUCAAUGUCCUAUCGGAACAAAACUUGAAAAUGACGAACGUACUUGUUCAGUAUGUGAUGAAUUUCAUUUUGGAGCUGGAUGUUCAAAGAGUUGUAGUUGUCUACAUGGUCAUUGCGACAAGAUAGAAGGAUGUAUUUGUUCUCCUGGUUGGGAAGGCGCUAACUGCGACAUUGAUUUAAAUGAGUGUACAAGGAAGGCCAAUGUGUGUAAGGGUGAUCACAUUGAGUGCGUUAACCUACCCGGAAGUUCUGUUUGUAGAUGUAAGACAGGAUUUCAAAACGUCUCUGGUCAUUGCCAAGACAUAGAUGAAUGUCAGAAUAGCACCUUAAAUACUUGCGAUCAGAAGUGCAUCAACAAAAAUGGCAGCUACGCAUGUGCCUGCGAGACUGGCUUUGUAUACCGUGAUGAACAAUGUGAAGAUAUCAACGAAUGUCUACAGGGUGAUAGAUGUGACCAGGUAUGUGAAAAUACAGUUGGAAGCUACAGGUGUAUAUGUGAAGAGGGAUUCGGCCUGGAUCUGACGGAUAGAAAGUCAUGUAAAGUAAACAACAAAUGUACAAAUGAAACCAAUACGUGUGGGGAUCAUGCAACGUGUUUUAUUGAAAACGACAAGCCAAGAUGUAUCUGCAGCAAAGGUUUUGAGAAAAAUGGACCAACUUGUGAAGAUAUUAACGAAUGUGAACAUUCAAAUGGAAUGUGUACUCAGAUUUGCGACAACACUCUUGGUAGCCACAUAUGCAGUUGUAACGUUGGCUUCGUUCUGCUGAACGAUGGAAUAACAUGCCAGGAAUGCCCAGAGGGGCUGUUUGGAGAGGGAUGAAAGCACAACUGCUCUUGCAACACAUUAAAUACAAACAAAUGUGAUAACGUAAAUGGAAGAUGUAUUUGUCAUCAAGGCUGGGAAGGCAAAUAUUGUGAGAAAGACAUAAAUGAAUGUACAAGUAACAGUGACAACUGUCCUGACAACUCAAAAUGUGAAAAUAGUGUAGGGAGUUACAGCUGCAAAUGCAACUCUGGUUUCAUAAUGGACAUCAAAGGAUUAUGCAAAGAUAUUAACGAGUGUGAAUCAAAUCCUUGUACACUAGACGUCUGUGAAAACAUUCCUGGAAGUUAUAAGUGUAAAUGUGACACUGGUUUUACAGAGAUAGAAAACAAAUGUGCGCGU